AUGAGGAGAGCUGCAGUUUUUCUGGCGUUGCUGUUCUGUCUGCUCUGGACGGGGACUCAGGGUGAGGAUGGAGGGGGGACAGGGAAGAAAGAGGGGGAGUUUGAUAUCCAAGGAGUGAAAGCAGCUUUAGAGGCCAGGAUGAGCUCCACCGGUCCUCAGGUGGCGUUCUCAGCCGGUCUCAGUGAUACAGGAGUAGUCGGACCCUUCGGCACUAACUCAAUACUGAAGUACACUAAAGUCUUCACCAAUAUCGGCCAGGCCUACAGCCCAACUACAGGUAUCUUCACAGCCCCCGUCAAAGGAGUCUACUACUUCAGCUUCAACAUGUGGGGAAGCCGCUUUGUAUCAGAUACCGCUCUUGAAUUCGCUCUCAACAACGUGAUGAAGAUGAGGCUUCAAGAUUACAAUGAUGCCUAUGGCUACGUCUCUGCGGCUAACUCAAUGGUUCUUCAGCUGGAGAAGGGAGAUGUUGCCAACAUGGUUCUGCCCUCCAGCUACAGCGUUUAUGAUGAGUUGUUUAAUCGCAUGGUUUUCAGUGGAUUUCUACUCUUUCCUCUGUGA
Molecule: messenger RNA, 561 nt
Organism: Gymnodraco acuticeps
Lineage: Eukaryota; Metazoa; Chordata; Actinopteri; Perciformes; Bathydraconidae
Product: complement C1q-like protein 2
Exons: 4
Coding region: 1-561 (186 amino acids)
Molecular function (GO): protein binding
Source: RefSeq, a predicted model, not a curated record